Marasmius oreades (fairy-ring Marasmius) is the source of this 909-nucleotide messenger RNA. RefSeq lists its product as uncharacterized. Lineage: Eukaryota; Fungi; Basidiomycota; Agaricomycetes; Agaricales; Marasmiaceae. Bases 1 to 909 code for a protein of 302 amino acids. The transcript is spliced from 2 exons. The record is from RefSeq and is a predicted model, not a curated record. Gene Ontology annotation, molecular function: protein binding.
AUGGUACCUUGUACCACCACCACAUCGCUGGUUUCGAACUACGCAUUUGAUUCACCCGACGCCGAUGUUGUUAUCAUUCCUUCUGAUGCUUCCAGUACAGCGCCAAGAAAGUUGCGUUUACAUAGCACCAUCUUAUCUCUCGCGUCGCCCUUCUUUCAAGAUAUGUUCUCGUUACCCCAAUCUUUGUUAAGUAAACAGGGUAUCACCGAAAUACCUGUCUCUGAACCUUUCGCCACAUUAGAGACACUGUUUCGUUUCGUGUAUCCAGUCGUUGAUCCUGUGAUCGAGACAUUGGAUGAACUGGGCGAGAUAAUUGAAACAGCCAUCAAGUAUGACUUUCUGGCGACCAUAGAACAUUUACGAAGGAUUCUCGUUGAGCCGCGGUUUCUGCAAGCUUACCCGUUGAGGGUUUUUGCUAUAGCUUGGCGGUAUGAGUUCACCGAGGAAAUCGAGCUGGCCGCACAAAAUACGCUCAACACUGAUAUCGUAAGGGAUUUUCCGGAUCAUUUGGAACUCUCAUCAAGUUUCGCUCUCCAGCUCAGUGUCCCAUUAACAGAUGAUCUUAAGUACAUCACAGCACAUACAUAUCGGCGACUGAUAGAUUUACACCGUCGUCGUGCCCAUGCUGCUCAGGAACUACUGAAGAUACCCUACGAUGUCAAGUGUCCUCACUGCAACGGCUGUGGGCAUGCCAUCUACAGUGCACCGAAAUGGUGGUAUGAGUGGCAGAAGAGAGCAAAAGAAGAGUUGGCUUUAAGGCCAUCCACUCGUGUAAUUUUCCAGCCAGAAUUUAUGUCCCAAGCCGCGGCCGCAGUUGGAUGCCCUCAAUGUAUAACCAGUAUGUUGGGAUCCUUUACUCAUUUGGAGAAGAUCAAACGUUGCAUCGAUGACCUUCCGUGUUCACUUUAA